AUGCUAGUGGUUACUGUAAGACCGCGCGCAUUUUUUUUGACGAAGCGACUGCUGAAACAGGCUUGUGUACUGAGCAAGGGUUCUACUCCUUCCCCCGGGUUGAAACACCAGUUUGUUGUGUUGUCCAACAAGCAAACUUCGCACUAUUCCACCGCAUCGAGACCUCAAUAUCAAUCUCGUGCCAUGAAGAACCUGAAAUUUGUUAGUGGUGUGGGUGUUGUGGUCAUUGCUGGCGUCUACAUGUCGGUCACCAACAACUACUUCAGUUCUGACACCAUUCCAGGAGCGGGGAUAGGUACUACCGCUUUCUCCACCAGCAGCUCUCAAUCCUCACCGCAGCCACAGGGAAAAAAUGGACUGUAUGUAUAUUCAGGGGAUGCCAUUACCCGCAGAUUGAGAGAAGGUGAGGAGUCAUACUUUGUUGACCGUGGAAACGGCGUUUUGAGGUAUGACGUGUGUCAAUUUGCCAGUAACAACCCAAUUGAAGAUGACCGCAGCGAGAAAAUCGUUCAAGUUCCAUUGCUGGACCAGGGCGCUGAAGUGAACACUGAUUGGAUGUUUUGGGGUGUUUUUGAUGGCCAUGGAGGUUGGGCAACUUCGAAGAAGUUGAAGGAAUCCCUGUUGGGUUGUCUUAUCUCUGAACUGAGUGAUAUCUACACUCCAAGUGAAGGUAACAAGGAUGUCCGGAUUAUACCUAGCCCCCAUGCCAUUGAACAGGCUUUGAAGAGUGGCUUUCUCAAGAUGGAUAAUGAGAUUGUGAACGAGUCAGUCGCAAAGCUAAUGAAAGGAUCAACCGGUAAGGCUGGUGCUGCUGAGUUGCUGAUGCCAGCCCUAUCAGGAUCGUGUGGUCUGGUUUCUUUCUAUGAUACACACUCCCAAAUGCUGAAUGUUGCUGUUACCGGUGACUCCAGGGCGUUGUUGGGGUCUCUCAACGAGAAGGGCGAAUGGACUGUUAAAGCACUCAGUGUUGAUCAAACAGGUUCCAAUCCUGAUGAGGUCAACAGAAUACGCCAAUUGCAUCCAAAUGAGCCAAAUGUUAUUAGAUCCGGAAGAGUGUUGGGAUCGUUAGAGCCAAGUAGAGCGUUUGGAGAUGCCAGAUACAAGUGGGAUAAAGAAACACAGGCAAGAAUAUCGUCCCAGUUUUUUGGAAGAAACAUUCCGAACAACUUGAUCUCUCCUCCAUAUGUGACUGCCGAGCCGGUAGUGUCUACUUCUAAGGUGAAUCCUCGUGGAAACGACUUUAUGGUGAUGGCCAGUGAUGGUUUGUAUGAGAUGUUGUCCAAUGAAGAGAUAGUUGGUCUCGUGGUGAAGUGGAUGGAGAGUUCCAACAUGAUAAAACAGCAGAAACCCUCGAUUUUCAGUAUGUUUGGCUCUUCCGAUAACAGUACUGGUCUACCUAUAGUCCACGAUGUUACCGACGGCAGAAGCGCAAAGCAGCAGAAACAACCUUUUCGCAAGCAUGGCAAUUCAAAGGGGUAUUUCCUGGAAGACGAGAACGUUUCCACACAUCUAAUUCGUAAUGCUUUGGGCAAUGGUGGUUCUAAAGAGGAUUUGGCGAUGUUGGUCAGCAUCCCGUCCCCGUUGUCGAGAAGAUACAGAGAUGAUCUGACUGUGACGGUGGUAUUCUUCGGUGAACCUCAAGGAACAGUCUCUGGAAAAAUGGAGAUCAAUGGAAAUGCCACCAAGGGAGGUUUGCAGAAUGCCCAAGCAAAGCUGUGA
Messenger RNA from Kuraishia capsulata CBS 1993, 1719 nucleotides. RefSeq lists its product as uncharacterized. The record is from RefSeq and is a predicted model, not a curated record. Gene Ontology annotation, biological process: protein dephosphorylation. Bases 1 to 1719 code for a protein of 572 amino acids. The transcript has a single exon. Lineage: Eukaryota; Fungi; Ascomycota; Pichiomycetes; Pichiales; Pichiaceae. Gene Ontology annotation, molecular function: protein serine/threonine phosphatase activity.